Messenger RNA from Aspergillus piperis CBS 112811, 2650 nucleotides. RefSeq names its product nitrogen permease regulator 3 family protein. The coding region runs from base 41 to 2527 and encodes 828 amino acids. Gene Ontology annotation, cellular component: GATOR1 complex. Gene Ontology annotation, biological process: positive regulation of autophagy; TORC1 signaling; negative regulation of TORC1 signaling. The record is from RefSeq and is a predicted model, not a curated record. Lineage: Eukaryota; Fungi; Ascomycota; Eurotiomycetes; Eurotiales; Aspergillaceae. The transcript has 2 exons.
UGCUCCCAGCAAUCCAACUCCCAACACCCACCAACGACCGAUGUCGUCCAUUGCACGGCCACCAGACCCCUGCCUGGUAGCAAUCAUUCUAAUAGUGCGCUCACGAGCCGGUCCGCGCUUCGUCUUCCACUACCCACCCAACCCGCUCAGCGAGAACGGACUCCGAGGGGCGCCCAAAGCGCGACGACCGUCACGGAAGAAUUCCAAGAGCAACGACUCCAGCUCCAGCGAAGACAGCAGCUCCACCUCUAGCGAAGAUGAAGACGAGACACCAAUAACUGCAACUGCAGCAGCUCCCACAACCACAGGGACUGCGACGCAGCCAGCCAAUUACACCCAGAACGCCUCGCACAUCGCAGGUAGUCAUCCCGUCGCAGGAAGACGAUCGAGUAACUUCGGCGUCGUUGAUGAUGGAACCAUAUCCGGCUCGCCGGGCGGGGAGUCCCAGCGUGCAGGCUCAGUGGGGUCCGGGCGGGGGCUGAUGAUGCGGAAACGAGGGACGAAUUCCGAUGCGGAAGAGGAUGCGGGCGCUGCGUCGGAUAGACAGGAGGAUGAGGCCGGGCCGUUUCGGCCCCCCUGGGAGUCGUUAUUGGGGCUCCCUGCGGAUGUGUGGGAGAAGUUGUUGAGUCCGUCGCGGUCGUGGCAUAAGCGGCGGUUUGAGGUCGGGAUUAAUGAUUUGGCGUUUGUGGGGUGGCCGGUUUUUGUGCGUGAGGAUGGGACGUGGAGGAAGCAGAGGAGGAAGAAGAGGAAGCCUCGUGCGACUUGGGAGGGAGCGGAACUAGGACAUAAUGAGGCACCUGGGGAUGGGGAUGGGGGUGAUGAGGCUGAAGCUGAGGAUGAUAGCCCUGAUCGGGGUACGGAGCUUAUUGCUGCUUCGACGGAGACGUUGAGUCCGAAGCAGAUGGCUAGUACGGAUUAUCAGCGGACGUCGAUGACUAGUGUUAGGUCUUUCAGGACGCUGAGUGAGGCGCUGGAUCCGGAUGAUAAGGAUUGCAUGACUAUGUUUAAUGUCGUGUUUGUUUUGGAUCCGCCGUUGUUGGAGUAUUCCAUGCGGUUGAGGGAGAUUUACGAUAACAUUAUUAAGAAGUUCUCGAAGGCGUUGAAGUGGGAGCAGGCUCGGACGGAUUAUGUUUGGAAGGAGGCGCAGCAUAUCUCACAUAUCAAGGAGAAGGCUAAAGAGAAGCGAAUGUCCGUGAAUAGCCUCUAUUCGGAGCUAAUCAGCCAGUCCUCACUUGCGAGGGCUAUCUGCACUGUGUUCACCAGCAUAUCGGCAUCAAAGAUUGCGUCGGUAUCUCUGAGUCCAGAUGUGUCCAUCUCGCUACAGAUACCACCUCUGACUUCGACGCCAUGGCUUCCUGGGCCAACUGACAAGGCAUAUCCGGGUCUCUGGCUUACAACGGCGGACAGUGUCACUCCGGUCGAUGAUCCCACUGCUGAUGAGAACACCGCCCCCCAUCAAGUGCUUGCUAAACAUUUCGCGCUCUUAUUGCUGGACAAUGAGGCAUCAAUUCUCAAAGACGUUGAAGCAUCCGGGGGUGCUCUGGCUCCGGCGCUUGCCCAUUAUAUCCGAUGCUCGAAGCCGACGAAGUCCUUUGCGCAGAUAUCUGUGUCCUCUGGCAUACCGCUUUCCACAAUCCAGAUGCUGGCUAGCCAUCUUGUGUAUUGGAGAAGAGCGCGAGCAAUCCCUCCACUCCAUCAGAGGGACACUUAUGUCGUAUCACCAAACUGCGAUCUGAGCAAGCUUGAGGUAGCCACGGCAGCUUAUCAAGCAGCGUUCCCGACCCUCCCAAGUCUCCCCAAGAUGCUAUCAGCGAUGAGCGGAACGCCCAGACCGUACGGAAGCUUCAUCCCAAGCAAAGACCAUAAAGACACAUACUUCGCCAUUUUAGCGUGGCUAUUACGAGGUGGCUGGGUCACACAAUUGCGGGCCUUUGCAAGAGUCAAAAUAAGCCCUGAAAUCAAGAUGGCUGUGGAGACGGCCCUUCGACAGGAAGAAGUUGACAAAUACUUGAGCAAGAGGGGAUCAGCGUCAGAUACCGAGACAAAGGAGGACCUUGAUGAUGCCAGUUCCUCUUCGUCAUCAUCACUAGACAGCAACGGAAGCGGUGAUGAAACGCCCAUGCCAGGCCGGUACAAACGGAACAACGAGCUCGACCUCUCCCAUUCUCUACUCGACCAAAACACGUCCUUAAAGACAUCGUCGCUCAUCCUGUACCCGCACCGUGCAUCACCUUUGGAGUCCCGAUGGUUAGGCGAGCUCAUGGCACGAUUCCCCGAACUUCAAGGCGAAGUCCCCGAAGGGGACCUUGAAUACGCGGGACUUCGAACAUCGCUCAAGAAGUACUGGCCGACCUUUAUCAAAUACUUCAACGGGUAUGACGCGCUCGAGAAGAUUCCCGUCCGAGAGAACCUGAAGCGCAAGCUAGUAUGGCAGAUCCUCACGCGUCUGGGAUUAGUGACAGGACAGCAGUCAUCCAUCCAGUUGGAUCCGAGAGAACAAGUCCUGGUUAGUGUCCGACAUUGGUAGAAGACGAUUUAUGAUUUAUGGCCGACAAAUAUGAUCAAACUAUAAUAUAAGCAUAAUAUGCAACUACACUCAUUCACAUAUAAGACAAUUCAAUAUAAUAAACAACUUAUAGAAAAGCCACCC